Molecule: messenger RNA, 2410 nt
Organism: Electrophorus electricus (electric eel)
Lineage: Eukaryota; Metazoa; Chordata; Actinopteri; Gymnotiformes; Gymnotidae
Gene: ptgs2a
Product: prostaglandin-endoperoxide synthase 2a
Biological process (GO): response to oxidative stress; cyclooxygenase pathway
Cellular component (GO): neuron projection; cytoplasm
Molecular function (GO): oxidoreductase activity, acting on single donors with incorporation of molecular oxygen, incorporation of two atoms of oxygen; peroxidase activity; heme binding
Source: RefSeq, a predicted model, not a curated record
GUUACGCUGUCGACAUACCAGAAUUGUAUGCGUGUGAUCUCAUGUGCGCGUAAGCGUUGCAGUGGUCGCUUGGAAAGCCCCUUGAUUUAAAAAGCGCGAGACCACAUGCAGGUGAAGUUACAGAGCUACCGACCGGUGAGAGCACACUUGGUACCGAGAAAGGAGUUUCGCUUAGUUAAAGAUUCUGGAAUGAAUACGACUAUUUGCUUGUUUCUACUUGUAAACUUGAUCUUUUUCUGCGAUGGACUCGACCCUUGCUGCGCAGACCCUUGCCAGAACAGAGGCGUGUGUAUAUCCAAAGGGUCAGACGCAUACGAGUGCGACUGUACCAGAACGGGGUUUUACGGCGAGAACUGCACUACACCGGAACUUUUCACGUGGAUUACAUCCAUCCUGAAACCAAGUCCGAACACUGUGCAUUACAUUUUGACACAGUACAAAUGGAUCUGGGACAUCAUAAACAACAUUUCAUUUCUGAGGGACGCUAUAAUGCGCUAUGUCUUGACAUCCAGGUCAAAUUUGGUUGACAGCCCACCAAUUUACAAUGCUGAUUAUGGAUACAAAAGUUGGGAGGCAUACGCCAACCUAUCCUAUUACACCCGCACCUUGCCCCCAUUAUCCAAGCACUGCCUAAUGGGCACAAGGACUCUUCCUGAUGCCAAGCUGGUAGUAGAGAAGGUCCUAUUGCGACAACGUUUCAUCCCAGAUCCACAGGGCUCUAGCCUGAUGUUCGCCUUCUUUGCCCAACACUUCACGCACCAGUUCUUCAAAUCAGACCUGAAGAAAGGGCCAGCCUUCACAAAAGCUUUGGGUCAUGGAGUGGAUUUGAGUCAUGUUUAUGGAGACACCCUGGAGAGACAGCAUAAACUGAGGCUAUUUAAAGAUGGAAAGCUAAAAUAUCAGGUUGUGGACGGUGAGGUGUACCCCCCUCUGGUUAAAGAGGUCCAGGCAGAGAUGCACUACCCACCUCAUGUGCCUGAGGAACACCGGUUUGCUGUAGGCCAUGAGGCAUUUGGCCUUGUCCCUGGUCUGAUGAUGUAUGCUACCAUCUGGCUGAGAGAACACAACCGCGUCUGUGACGUCCUGAAGCAGGAACAUCCAGACUGGGAUGAUGAGCGCCUCUUCCAGACGACUCGACUCAUUCUGAUUGGGGAGACCAUCAAAAUCGUGAUUGAGGACUAUGUGCAGCACCUGAGUGGCUACCAUUUCAAGCUGAAGUUUGACCCACAGAUCCUAUUCAGCGAGAAGUUCCAGUAUCAGAACCGCAUUGCUUCCGAGUUUAACACACUGUACCACUGGCACCCGCUGUUGCCUGAUGCCUUUCAGGUUCAGUAUAAGAUGUACACAUAUCCCCAGUUCUUCUUCAACAAUUCCAUAGUGAUGGAGCAUGGUAUCAGCAACCUUGUGGAGUCCUUCACAAAGCAAAGAGCUGGCAGGAUAUCUGGUGGAAAGAACCUGCCUCCUGCAGUGCAGGGAAUGGCUACUAAAGUUCUGGAGCAAAGCAGAGAGAUGCGGUACCAGUCCUUCAAUGCCUAUAGAAAGCGUUUCAAUUUGAGGCCCUACAGAUCAUUUGAAGAUAUGACAGGAGAUAAGGAACUGGCGGCAGAACUAGAAAGACUGUAUGGAGAUGUGGACUCUGUGGAGCUUUAUACUGGUUUGCUGGUGGAAGAGCCCCGGUCCAGUGCCGUGUUUGGGGAGACCAUGGUGGAAAUGGGAGCCCCAUAUUCCCUCAAAGGCUUGUUGGGGAAUCCCAUCUGCUCCCCUCAGUACUGGAUGCCCAGUACCUUUGGUGGCAAUGUGGGAUUUGAGAUUGUCAACAGUGCCUCCUUGAAGAAGCUGGUUUGCAUGAAUGUUAAAGGGCCCUGCCCUAUGGUGUCUUUCAAAGUACCUGAUGUGAAGGUUCACAGUUUAAGAAAUGUUAACUUGAGUUCAUCCUCUUCUAUACAUAGUGAUGUCAGUCCAACUGUUUUACUAAAGGAAAGGAGUUCAGAGCUUUAAACAUAACAAUCUGAACCACUGAAAGAUUUGCAUUUUUCCUGCUAUUGCUGUUAUUAAUUUUAAAUUAAUUUAAAGUUUGAUAUAUUAUUUGAUUAUUUAUUUCUUUAUUUAUUUAUUUAUUUAUUGCAAAAAAUAUUAAUUCUGAAUAUUUUUCAGUUUUUGUUCUUUUUUUUCCUCCUGCAUUGUGCAGCUGGGUAGUAAGACUGUAAGACAUCUAUACAGCAACAUUUCUAGUAUAGAAUUAACACCUAUAGUGAUAUUGUAUAUAUUUAUUUGUGUCUGGCUAAAGGUGAAUAAACAUUGUAGGUGCUAAUUCAAAAGUGGGCAUUUUGCUUUGUAGACACAUUUUAAAACCCUGUGUGAUUGUCUUUCAGUGACACUCGAUUUUCAAUUAAAUAAUUUACUCAAUAAA